CACGUUACACGGUAGGAAGGUCUCGAGUGUACGGAUUUGGCAUACAACACAAAAACAGAACAGGAGAGGGACAAUAAAUCCCACUCCUCUUUAAACCCCCCCUCUCCCCUGCACUGCAUCUCAUGAGACUCACUCAAUUCUUCUUUCUCUAACUAAAAAUCAAAACCCUUUCCAUUGCAACAAUAAUAACAAAUUAUCAAACCCUGUUUUAUUUUUCUUCUCUCUCUGUCUUGUAUUGUGUUCUGUGUCUGCGUUUGUUUUGAACCAUUUUUCCUCAAGCCAUGGCGGCUGUCCCAGCAUCGCGGACCGAUCCACCACCGGCAAUGGUGGCGCCGCCGCCGUUGUUGGUCUCCGACUCCUUCGCCAAGGAUGCCAUUCUCGCCUGGUUCCGCGGCGAGUUCGCCGCCGCCAACGCCAUCAUCGACUCUCUCUGCGGCCACCUCGCGCACCUCGCCGCUGCAUCCUCCGACUACGACGCCACCUUCACCGCCAUCCACCGCCGCCGCCUCAACUGGAUCCCCGUCAUCCAGAUGCAGAAGUAUCACUCCAUCGCCGACGUCACUCUCGAGCUCCGCAGAGUUGCCGAGAAGAAAACGGAGACCGAAGCCGCGAAGAAAAGCGAGAGCAGCUUCGACGAGGAAGGGAAAUUGGAGAAGCAAGCGGUGGAGAAUGGCGGAAACGACGGUGGUGACGACGAUGCCGCGCCAGUGUAUGAUUCGCCGGACAGUGAAAUUACUGAUUCAGGAUCUCAGGAAAUGCAACCCAAUGUGAUGAACACCAAUAUAUGUUCCAAUCAUGAAGAAUGUGAAGGACGUUCUUCACAGAUAAAGCUGACUAAGGGUUUCACAGCAAAGGAGUCCGUGAAGGGGCACAUGGUGAAUGUUGUAAAAGGAUUAAAGUUGUAUGAGGAUGUUUUCUCUGAAUCAGAAAUCUGCAAGCUGACUGAUUUUGUGAAUGAGAUUCAUGCUGCUGGCCAGAACGGGGAGCUCUCAGGUGAAACUUUUAUACUAUUCAACAAACAGAUGAAGGGAAACAAGAGAGAGCUGAUUCAGUUGGGUGUUCCGAUAUUUGGACAGAUAAAGGACGAUACCAAAAACAACAUAGAGCCGAUUCCAGCACUUCUUCAUGAUGUCAUUGAUCACCUUAUUCAAUGGAAAUUAAUUCCAGAGUACAAAAGGCCAAAUGGUUGUAUAAUCAACUUUUUUGAAGAGGAGGAAUUUUCUCAGCCAUUCCUGAAACCACCACAUUUGGACCAACCUCUAUCCACCCUUCUUCUCUCUGAAUCAACUAUGGCUUUUGGGCGUAUCCUUACGAGUGAAAAUGAUGGGAACUACAAGGGGCCACUCAUGCUCUCAUUGAAGGAGGGGUCUCUUUUAGUGAUGAGAGGAAACAGUGCUGACAUGGCAAGGUACGUAAUGUGUCCAUCCCCUAACAGAAGGGUGAGCAUCACCUUCUUUAGAGUGAGACCAGACUCCAAUCAUUGCCAAUCACCAACUCCUACCAUGACAACUGCGAUGACUCUUUGGCACCCAAGCAUUUCUAGCCCUUUUACUUUGCCAAAGGGACCUCUAAAUGGCUAUGAGGCUAUGGAUAUGAUGCCCCAAUGGGGAUUACUUAGUGCUCCAAUGGUCAUGCUAACUCCUAUGCGCCCUAUGGCAGUAAAUACUCGCAAACUUCCUCGAGGUGGUACUGGGGUUUUCUUGCCUUGGAAGGGAGCAUCCAGAAAACAUACAAGGCAUCUUCCACCGCGCGCUCAAAAAGGACGCCUUAUGGAAUUACCCUCCCCAGUUGAAUCACACAUGGGAGAGUCCACUUCUGAACCCAGCAUUGCUGUUGAAGGAUAGGUAUGAUUUUAGUCUCAAAGCUGCCAUGGGUUUAAAGAGAUGUGAAUUGCCUCGGUUAUUUGAUCUGGACUGUGGAGUAUUUAUUUUGUUGUACAAACGGGCACAGGGAUUGUUAGAAGAGUUUGUUAAAUUCAAUUUUUUUUCUCUCACAUUUCCCCUUUAACUUGCUUUUUAGAUAGAUACCUUAGAAUCUAGUAUGCACAAUAGUUUUUCGUGCGUUCCUAUCAGCUUCAGGGAUUUGGAGAAGUCUUGCUUCCAAAUUUGGAGAAUGUGAAUUAUAAGAAUGGUCAUUUAUAUUUUCAUUUAGAGGUUUAAUUUGAGUCUGCUGUCUGCUGGCUGUUGAAGCUGCUUCAAGACAUAUGAGUAUUAAAAGUGGUUCAGGAUAUGGAAAGCAAUAUUAAUAGAGAAUGGGAGGGGAAGGUAGUAAACAUUCCUCCCUUUUGUGUGCAUGAUCUCUUGAUGGAUUCUGUUUUUCCUUUUCCUCAGCAGAACACCGGAAAAUCAAAUCAUUAUGAGGAUGAAUGGUUAUGAUCGUCUACUUAAUUUGCCAUUAUGAUAUAGGAGGGUUAAUCUUUAUAGUGAAAUAUUUUGACUUUAUAGACUUGUAUAGAUAAUAAGUACCCAUCUCUAAUGUAUUUAUUGUUAAUUUGAAUUAAAGUAACUUAUAAUUAAUAACAGUUUCUACUGAAAUAAAAAGGAUUGCUCUAAAUGCUUCCGG
This is a messenger RNA of Glycine soja, 2562 nucleotides long. RefSeq names its product RNA demethylase ALKBH10B-like. Bases 282 to 1844 code for a protein of 520 amino acids. The record is from RefSeq and is a predicted model, not a curated record. The transcript is spliced from 7 exons. Gene Ontology annotation, biological process: mRNA catabolic process. NCBI's taxonomy places the organism in Eukaryota, Viridiplantae, Streptophyta, Magnoliopsida, Fabales, Fabaceae. Gene Ontology annotation, molecular function: demethylase activity; mRNA binding.